AUGGGUUCAUCCGAAAGAGGAGUUGAGGUGGUAGUGAAGAGGACAGAGGUGGUGGCACCUUUCGUGCCACUUACAGUGCACCGGCUACCCAUGUUGAAUUUGGACCUUUUGGUGCCACCUAGUUGCAUGGGCUUAUAUGACCAGAUCCAAACACUGCGCACCAGUGCACCACCAUUAGUCCAUCUCCAAAGCCGCAUUUACAAGAUCAGUGCUCGCCAAAUCCAGCAUCUCCAAUCUCUAGCAGGACCUGGUCGAACCAAAUUCGAGUCCUUGAGUGCCUUGUUAUGGAAGUUACUAGCAAAAGCCGCCACAGAAGACGAAAAAAGAUGCAAACUGGGAAUUGUAGUCAAUGGACGAAAUUUUAUUGGCAAAUCCACGAACAAUUACUUUGGAAAUGUGUUGUCAGUUCCGUAUAUUAAUGCUAGUGUUGGUGAACUUAAAUCAAUGCCUCUUUCUGAAACCGCAGAUAAAGUGCGUGCAUGCGUGGAGAGCGCAGCAAAUGAGGAGCAUUUCAGGGGACUCGUCGAUUGGAUUGAAACUCACCGUCCUUGUAGAGCAAUGUCCGCGAUUUUUUCAUUCCAUCCAAGUGACACAGAGCACGUGGCUGUGGUCAUCUCAUCGGGCCAGCUUUUUCCGGUCUCUAAAUUGAACUUUGGUUGGGGUCACCCCUCGUUUGUGUCCUUUCUUUCUCCUUGGAGAGGCAACACGGGAUUCGUCAUGCCAAUGCCCAGCCCUACGAAUAACGGGGAUUGGGUUGUGUUCAUGCAUCUUUUCGAAAAACACUUGGAUUUUCUGGAGAAAGAGGCGCCUCAUUUCUUCAAACCGUUUCGUUUAAGCCCUCUGGAAAAAUUUAGAGGAGAAUCUAAGCUAUAA
Messenger RNA from Daucus carota subsp. sativus, 873 nucleotides. RefSeq names its product coniferyl alcohol acyltransferase. Gene Ontology annotation, molecular function: acyltransferase activity, transferring groups other than amino-acyl groups. The transcript has 2 exons. The record is from RefSeq and is a predicted model, not a curated record. Bases 1 to 873 code for a protein of 290 amino acids. Lineage: Eukaryota; Viridiplantae; Streptophyta; Magnoliopsida; Apiales; Apiaceae.